Molecule: messenger RNA, 3207 nt
Organism: Petromyzon marinus (sea lamprey)
Lineage: Eukaryota; Metazoa; Chordata; Hyperoartia; Petromyzontiformes; Petromyzontidae
Biological process (GO): regulation of transcription by RNA polymerase II
Cellular component (GO): transcription regulator complex; nucleus
Molecular function (GO): DNA-binding transcription factor activity, RNA polymerase II-specific; RNA polymerase II cis-regulatory region sequence-specific DNA binding
Source: RefSeq, a predicted model, not a curated record
GGACUGGCUUUGGACCGGGUAGGAAGCGCCGCGCUUUGCUCUGUUUGCGCACAGGCCUAAACAACGCAACUGCGGGGCAGCUGAUGCGCGCGUUAAAAGUUGUGUUUUUGUUUUGUGAAUCACCUCGCCGCGAGUAAGAAGAUCCGUCAACUGCACGUGCAGCGAUAGACGCGCGCGCGCGUACCGAGCAUAGAGGCGUGGGAUGGAGAGAUAUAGAGAUCGAUAGGUGAACGCCGAGAGGUAGCUUUAAAUAUACAUGUCCGGUAGGUAAGUAAAUAUAAAUAUAUAUGCAUAGGCAGAGUUAGAGACAGGCAGACACAGAUAGAAGAACAUCGAUGUCGGAUUGAUAAAAUUACGCGUACAGAUAUGGCGACAAGACAAUAUAGAAGUGUAGAUGCAACUAUAUGUAUAGACGGCAAACCAGAUUAGAGGAACAGAAACGCGGCCACACUCUACAACAACAGUCGCGAUUCGCUCAUACGUUAGGGUGACGUCACCACGGCUCUUGUGACAGGCUAGGUACACCUAGACAUCACACACACACACACGCACACGUAUACAAGGAGACCGAGACGCACACACAAACACAAGCGCACACGCAUGGACGCACAGGCACACGGGUAAAUAUCCCUCUCCUCUGUAUAGUCUACGAAGACAGGUGUGAUAGGUGCUGUUAGCGAGCGUGCGCAGAGCCACACACACACCCACACACAGAUCAAUACCUAACACACACAUAACCCCCCCACACACACACACACCAGCACAUACACGCGCACAACCACAAACGCACACAGAGACCCACACACGUACACAAGAACCCACACCCCCCCACCUCACACACGCACACACACACACACAGAUCUUCGACCCACGCCGAUGCCGUCUCACGCCGCCGCUGCCGCCGAAAUGUCCUUCGGCUUCACGCAGGAGCAAGUCGCGUGCGUGUGCGAGGCGCUUCUGCAGGGCGGCAACAUGGAGCGCCUGGGACGCUUCCUCUGGUCGCUGCCCGCGUGCGAGCAAAUCCAGCGCAGCGAGAGCAUCCUCAUGGCCAAGGCGGUGGUGGCGUUCCACCAGGGCAACUUUCGGGAGCUUUACGCCGUGCUGGAAAGUCAGCCCUUCUCGGCGCGCAACCACCCCAAGCUGCAGCAGCUGUGGCUCAAGGCGCACUACACGGAGGCGGAGCGCCUGCGCGGACGACCGCUGGGAGCCGUGGGCAAGUACCGGGUCCGACGCAAGUUCCCGCUGCCGCGGACGAUCUGGGACGGCGAGGAGACGAGCUACUGCUUCAAGGAGAGGUCUCGGGGAGUGCUCAGAGAUUGGUACGCGCACAACCCCUACCCGUCCCCGCGCGAGAAGCGAGAGCUGGCGCAGGCGACCGGUCUGACCACUACGCAGGUCAGCAACUGGUUCAAGAACCGGCGGCAGAGGGAUCGAGCGGCGGAGUCGAGGGACAGAGACGGCAGCGACAACGCGGACGGGGACGGCACGGCACGACCCCCCGGGAACACCACCACCACCACCGCCGCCGCCGCCGCCACCACCACCACUACGACCACCACCGCCAGCGCAGCCGCGUCGACCGUGGCUGCGGGAGGAGUCGUCGCGCGCUCGGCCGGUGGCGGCUCCCUGUCGGGCACGGAGGACGAGGAGGGUUCCACCCCGUGCCAGUCGCCGCUCUCGCACCGGGAGGCGGCGGGGCCCUUCCACUCGCGCGGACACCACGACGGUCUGGCGGCGGCCGCGGCGGCCCUGGAGAGGGAAGGCUACGCGCUCAUGGCCGCGUCGGGCCACGAGGGCGACGGCCACGGGGGAGGCCCCUUGGACGAAGGGGACCCGCAGGGUCCACACCCCCCGCCGCUGAGCUGCAUGGCCAUGCUGUCACCUCCGCCGCCGCUGCCGCCGCUGCCCCAUGCUCAGCAGCACGGGGGUCCGGACCUCGCGUUUGGAGACGGAGCGCUGAACGGACAGCACAGCUACGCGGAUCUCUUUCCGCCCUCGACGGAGUCGCUGCUCUACUCGCUGUCGGCGAAUUUGCUCGAACUGGGUUCCUGAAAUGGCGGCUGCUGGUGUCGUCGACGAGAUCCGAGAGAGCGAUCGUUCGAUCUUCGGUCGAUCGUCAGUCCUCUCCUUCUCCUCCUCCUUCUUCUUUCGCACGGCUGCCGGCGCAGACGCGGAGAGCGACGGCUCCAAUUUCACGUUCAGGCGGCCAAGCCCGGGCAUCGCGCGUCAGCAACGGCGGAGCGCUGCGUGCAUCGCUGCGAUUGUCAGCGGUCGAAUUGCGGCUGAUCGCAAAUUCGACUGCGAACAUAUUUCCGGCUUACGCACGUGCCGCGCGGUGAACUUCCCUCCGCGCACGGACGCAGCCGAGCGCGCCGAUCGGAGGUGCGCGAUGAAGCACGUCCGAUGAGCACGUGCCUUCCCGGGUGCUCCAGCGAUUGCGUAAAAUAUUCGGUGUGAAAACUAAGGCCUGGUUAUACUGUCUGUAGAGUAUUAUGUAUACUGUCGUGGGGCUGCGCGGUGUGCGGGAGAGCGCAGUGGCGCGAGAUGCGAUGGGUAAUGAUGAGUCCCUUCUAGCGCCGAUUCGAUUCGCGUUCACCGCUCCGGGAACGCAUCCUGAGCGCUAAGCGAGCUCUGCCUGCACGGCGUUGUCCUGCACUGCGCUCCCCGCCUUCCACCGAAACCCGCGCUGACCGGCGUGGCGAAGUAUGGGUCGAGUAACGCACCUCUCUCUCAUCCAGCAGUGGAUUGACAAGGAGGGCCCUACGUGUAACACUGUGCGCUUGCAGCGAAAUGCAACCCAACAAGUGAGGCAAUUCAUUGUUGCCGUCCAUUGCCACUGCGUUGGCGGCGGUGCAAAAGCACAAUUAACGACAAUAGCAUAAGCAACACCCACUCGCAUUCUGUCAGUGACAACAACAUUGCGACCUUAAAGAGGUAAAGAAAAACAGUAGGCGACGUUUCGGGCGAUGGUCCUCAUUCGCAGCACGCCAGUUUUCAAGAUAAUGGGGGUUGUCGAGUCACGUGGUGUCGUCGAUCUUUGAGGCUGAAUGUUUUGGUCCAAAGUGUUUGGUGAACUCGAGACCACCUCCAAAUGUACCCCCUAAACUGAUCUCUCCAGCGCUCGAGAUGCCUGCCCCCCACGCCCCCCCUCCACCCCCACCGGUCUGUGUGUGUGGCUGUAUGUGCGUGUGUCUGUGUGUCAGUGAU